AAACUAGCUGAAAACCAUCUCUACAGAAAUUGUGUACAAAAAAGCAUGUACAGAAAAAGUGCAAAAACAAAUAAAUAGGAAUCGGGGAUAUAAAUUUAUUGAAUAAACUUGAACAAUGAGGUUGUAACAAAUUCAAAUUGUCAAUGUCUGAACUUUUUCAUAUCAUAUUUGGAGCAUUUUGAAUUUUUAUGAUGAAAUAUGUUUUAAGGACACGUCACGGCUGAGAUAGUUUAGCAUUAUUACAAUACACAGUCGGUAUUGAAAUUGUGUUUCCAAUACAUGUGCUCAUUAGAUAAAUUCUCAAUAUCUAUGUGAAAAUAAGGGAUGUGUUUUGUAUGAUUGCAACACUGUGAGUUGCUCUAAUUACUGACAAAUGACUGAAACAAUAGGAAUUCGUAUGAGAGAUGGAUAGACAAAACGACAGUGAGAUAACAUACUGGUGUAUGAAAACUCCAGAAGAAAAGACGAGAGAAGAUGGUGGAUAUUUCAUGUAUUUUCACAUCAAGAUGUAUCUGCACACACACAAGUAACUGUCCUGGAGAAACAGUUCUAUAUUCUCCUGUUUCAUGAAAUAUUAUGUGAUUUCUACAGUAUGUGUUACCUCAUAAAAGUCGGUUGUUUGAUGUGUUUCAGGUUACUUAGCAACUUUAUGCAGGAAUUUCUGUCUCGAUUUUCAAAUUUUAUCGGUUUUGUAAUAGUUUUAGGUAUUUUAGUUGUGACUGCUUAUUAUUUACUCAUUCAAAGUUCACUUUCAAGAAAUAAAAGAAAUAGUGGGAUAGAUAACAAGCAAACACAAUUUAAACAGGAGCUUGUAAUAGAUAAAAGAAGUAACAGUAACCAAGCAAGUGUAGUGAAUUGUCAAGGAAACAGGAAAUACUGGAAAUGGUUGACUGGUUUAGUGUUUGCAGCAUUCCUGUUGACUAUACCUUGGGAGUUUAUAAGACUAUACCAGUCUGCUGUAGCAGAGAAGAUUGCACACAUGGCGGCAGGGACCCCAGCAGAGUGCAUACCUGAGCAAAUGUCUGUGACUCAGAGUGUGAAAUCCUGGUUACGAUGGCAGUUUUCCUGGGGCCCUGACCCCUGUCAACAAUACCAAAAGGCUUUACUGGUUGACCCAUUGUGGCAUGUAACUCCAUCGAAGGUAAUAUCAUCAGCAUUCACUCACUGUAUAGUGUAUCCUGUGGAAAUUCUGCUAGGAGGUCUCGGGCGAGCUCUAAGACUGUUCUUCUCGGAGAUACCUCCACUCUGGCAGCCGGUUAUGCUAGUUAUUAUUGUGAUAUUUUGUUUAUUAACUCUGGUCAUGUGGUUUGAGUACCGUAUCCAUCUUCCCCUCUUGUUCAAGUUUGAGCCAAGGACACCUGUUUAUUUGAGAAAUGAAGAGAGAAAGACAAUUAAGUUGAAGAAUGAAAGAAAGAAUUCAAAAGCUAUUGAGUCAAAUCAAGGGAAAGUAGUCAGGAAAGUACUGUGAAAUCAUUUAAAUUCGCUGGCAUGAAAUUUCGCGCAAACGUGAAAAAGGACUGUUUCGCGCAGACUUUAAUUCGCGCAUUUUCAAUUUAUAAAUGAAAAAAUAAAAUUAAAAUGUUAUAUUAGCGCGGUCUUAAAUUCGCGCAUUGGUUCUAGCGCGAAAUAUGCGAAAAUUCGUCCUACGCGAAUAAAAAUGAUUUCACAGUAUGUUAUUAAAGGGCCAUUCCUUCCAGUGAACAUUACAGUGUCAACAGUCUAUAAAAUACCAAAACCUACCUCUCAGUAUUUAGUUAUGUUGAUAAUAUUUUUGGAAUUUGAUAUAAAGUACAAAGAAAAAUUCCAGUGAACAAUACAGUAUCAACAGUCUAUAAAAUACCAAAACCUACCUCUCAGUAUUUAGUUAUGUUGAUAAUAUUUUUGGAAUUUGAUAUAAAGUACAAAGAAAAAUUCAGUAUUCUAGUUAACAUAAGAUAUUAUCUGGGCUGACUAACAUAGUCAAUGACUUUUCAAGCAUACUUGUAUAUUUGUGAAUCAGAUUGUCAAGGACCUAGGAGUCACUACAUCACUUUGACUUCGGAUAUUGUUAGCAAGUUGCAGUUAGUAUCAGAUGAAAUUACUUUCUCAAUUUGGGAGGAAAAAAGACCUCCUCUACUUGAUACUGUAUAAAAAUCGACUGAUUUAACAUUGUGAUGAUUUUAUAAAUGUACAUUUGAUUUUAUAAUAUAAUAUCUUAAAGUUUCUAUUUUUAAAAACAGUAAAAUGAAAUAUUUUUCUGUGUAUUUUUACAUUGAUUAGUUUUAAAUGAUACAGUAUCUGAUUACAUGUAUAAUUUUCUUUAGUUUCCAUUAAUUCCAACCCUUUUAUCGUAUUGAAUAGCGUCUCUGAUAUGACUGUUACAUAUGCCCCUGUGUCCAUUUUGAAGGUAAUGUUACUGUCAUUUAUUUUCAAGGUCAUUUUCCAUGGUUCCAUUUCUAUUGCCUCCAAGAAUGAAUCGCCUUCUUCCAAGGUUCUAUAAGUUUAUAGCGUUCCCAAGAAUGAAUCGCCUUCUUCCAAGGUUCUAUAAGUUUAUAGCGUUCCCAAGAAUGAAUCGCCUUCUUCCAAGGUACUAUGAGUUUAUAGCGUUCCCAAGAAUGAAUCGCCUUCUUCCAAGGUACUAUGAGUUUAUAGCAUUCCCAAGAAUGAAUCGCCUUCUUCCAAGGUACUAUGAGUUCAUAGCGUUCCCAAGAAUGAAUUGCUAUCGUCCGAAGUUCUAUCGCCACAGUCCCGCUCUAUUUUUGUCCGACACAUUUGCAUGAAAUGUCCUGCAUUUGUGACAUUUAGCAUCCCUUGCUGGACACUUUGCUCUUGGAUGCUCUGGUUUGUUGCUGCACCUGUGACAUUUGCAGGUUUCUGACUGCGCGCAAUAUCCACAGUUUGACAGCUUGCUCUGCCUCUGACUACAGUCUGCUGGGACCUUAAUGCCUCCUGCUGUUUUGUUUUUAGCUAUUGCCUUCUCUAAGGUCAACACCGGAUUUAACUGCAGUCUUUCCAGCAGUUAGUGGUUUCUGAUGCUGACCAUUAUUCUAUCUAUCCUGUAUAAGUUGGUCAUGCAAGUCCCAAAAUUCACAGUUUCCUGCUAAUUGAUAUAAUGCCAUCAGAAAUCUGUCUACUGACUCAUUUUCUCAUUGUAUUUGCUAGUUUGCUCUUUCAAAUAUUACAUUUUUCUUUGGAAUGAAUUAUUUUGUUUUAAUUUCCCAGUUACUAUGUCCCACUUUUUAAUCCCCCGCCGAAACUGAAGGUCAAAGGUUUGAGCCUUCCAUUUCAUGUCCGCUCUAUAUCUCCUAAACCCCUUGAAGGAAUUUUAUAAAACUUGGGUCAAAUGAUUACCUCAUCAGAACGAUAUGCAGAAAUUAUGAGUCAGCCAUGCCAGCUCAAGGUCAAGGUCACAACUAAGGGUCAAAGGUUUGAGCCUUCCAUUUGGUGUCCACUGUAUCUCCUUAACCCCUUGAAGGAUUUUCAUCAAACUUGGGUCAAAUGAUCACCUCAUCAAGAACUCAUGAGUCAGCCAUGUCAACUCAAGGUCAAGGUCACAACUGAAGGUCAAAGGUUUCAGCUCUGUAUCUCCUAAACCCCUUGAAGGAUUUUCAUGAAACUUUGGUCAAAUGAUCACCUCAUCAAGACGUUGUGCAGAAUUCAUGAGUCAGCCAUGUCAGUUCAAGGUCAAGGUCACAGCUAAAAUCAAAGGUUUACCCUUUCACUAUCCAUAGCAGUGGCGGGGGAUUUAGCUGUCUUUCAGACUGCCUUGUUACUGUCUGCAACGGAGAGUCCGAAUGAUGCAAGGAUUUCUUCUGCUUCUUGUCCCAUUGGAUAAACCAAAGUAUUUAUUUGCAUUUCCUCAGAUUUUUCUGUAAGGCCUAAUUAAAAAAAAAUGUUUGUUUUCGGUAUCCCAACCUACCCUAAAUAUUUGGCCAAACCCUAAAUGUUUUUUAUGGCCUUGGAGUAAAUUUUUGUUAAAAAGUUGCAAAACUGCACUUUUUAUGCUUUUCACACAUAAUUUACAUUCAUGCAGGCCGCCAUUUUUCAUGUGUCUGCUGAUCUUGAUCAAACAAAAUCCUUCUACCAUACAGUUAAACUUUUAUUUUUGGCAGAAGCAGUUAUGGACGGUCAAAUAAAAGUACUGAAAAUGACUUUUAUUUUGUUUUGUCAAAAAAUAGGGGCAGCACUCCUGUAAACCAGAAAAUAAAAAAUGCUGGCCUAAGUUUCGUCUGACUGAAGGUAAUUAUACCCCCCACAAAAUGAUGUUUGGGGUGGGGAAUAUAUAGGAUUAGCUUGUCAGUUGGUCUGUUGGUUUUCAUGGUUUCCAGAUGAUAACUCAUGAAAGGCUUGACAGAUUUAAAUAAUUUUUGGUACACAGGUGUAACAUCAUAAAAUACAGGUCAAGUUUGACUUUAAGGUCAGUAGGUCUAGCUCACAAUGACCCGGAACAAGUAAAUGGUUUCUGGACGAUAACUUGAGAAUGCUUUGGCCUAGGAUCAUAAAUUCUAGUACAGAGAUAUAACAUCAUAAAAUACAGGUCAAGUUUGACUCUGAAGUUAGUGAGUCGAAGGUCAAUGACACAAUGACCCAGAAUAGUUAAACCAUUUCCAGACAAUAACUUGAGAACGCUUUGGCCUAGGAUCAUGAAAGUUUGAUAGGAAGGUUGGCCAUUUCCAGAAGAUGACCCCUACUGAUUUUGAGAUCAGUAAAUCAAGGUCACAUUGAUCCGAAACAGUUGAACCAUUUCCGGAUGAUAACUUGAGAACGCUUUGGCCUAGGAUCAUGAAAUUUGAUAGGAAGGUUGGCCAGUUCCAGCAGAUAACCCCAACUGAUUUUGAGGUCAGUAGUUCAAAGGUCAAGGUCACAGUGAUUGGGAACAGUUAAACCCUUUCAGGAUGGUAACUUGAGAAGGUUUUGGCCAAGGAUCACGAAACUUGAUAGAGAGGUUGAUCAUGACAGCAGAUGACCCCUAUUGGUUUUGAGUUUCAACUUUGACAUUGGCUUACUUCUGUGACAAGGCCGUAUUGUGGGGGGUGACAGCUCUAGUUAAGCAUCUUAUUCUUUCAGGUUAUUGAGUUUUUUAAAGCGACAACACAGUAAAAUGAAGUCGUAACAUGUGGUGUGCCAAUAAUUGUUUUAAUGCACACUUUCAGUUAUUCGCAUGGGUGAUAAAAGUUUGUCUAGUUCAGUUUUAUUAUGAUUUACAGUAAGGUAUAUGUUAAACUGAUAUAUUGCAACAAAGCACUGAAAAUCAUGAAAUAAAACACUGUCUAACAGUGAGCCAAAAUGCAACAUAUCAUGUUUACAUGUUUAUCAUUAAUUUUUGUUUUGUCAACAUUUUUAAUCAUGAAUGCAAUACUUCUUGUUAAAUCUAUGUGUUAUUUAUUGAUGGCAUUAACUUUGUUUAU
This is a messenger RNA of Mercenaria mercenaria, 5387 nucleotides long. RefSeq names its product chloride channel CLIC-like protein 1. Gene Ontology annotation, cellular component: endoplasmic reticulum; membrane. Gene Ontology annotation, molecular function: chloride channel activity. The record is from RefSeq and is a predicted model, not a curated record. Bases 593 to 1468 code for a protein of 291 amino acids. NCBI's taxonomy places the organism in Eukaryota, Metazoa, Mollusca, Bivalvia, Venerida, Veneridae. The transcript has 4 exons.